AUGACGCAAUCCUUAGAGACGGCCCAGGAGUGUCCAGGAGACUGGAAUAAAUUUGUUACUCAUGGUUUCAAUCAAGUCACUGCACCUCCUACGCCGGAGGACUUCAUUCCGCUCAACCAACCCGAGCCAACUCUGGCAUCAGACGAGUCCAUACCAUAUCAGCCUUUGGAGGACGAGGAAGCCGAUGGCGAGGUGUUGAUCGGAAUGGGUCUGUAUGAUACCCCAGAAAAGACGAUUUUGAAUAUGAAUCAAAACGGCUCAUCCCUCUUUGGAUCGUCCUUCGACUACCCUGAGCCAACAGGCAAGGGCUUGAAGCUGGAGGCUGCCUGGGAACCGCCGGCUAUGGAUGAUGACGAGGAUGACCAAGACGGAGAGGAGGAUGCAAAUGGAGAAGACCAGGAAGAUGAUGAAUCUUGA
This is a messenger RNA of Phaeoacremonium minimum UCRPA7, 417 nucleotides long. RefSeq lists its product as hypothetical. The coding region runs from base 1 to 417 and encodes 138 amino acids. NCBI's taxonomy places the organism in Eukaryota, Fungi, Ascomycota, Sordariomycetes, Togniniales, Togniniaceae. The record is from RefSeq and is a predicted model, not a curated record. The transcript has a single exon.